Molecule: messenger RNA, 2662 nt
Organism: Ostrinia furnacalis (Asian corn borer)
Lineage: Eukaryota; Metazoa; Arthropoda; Insecta; Lepidoptera; Crambidae
Product: E3 ubiquitin-protein ligase Mdm2
Exons: 7
Coding region: 256-1218 (320 amino acids)
Biological process (GO): protein ubiquitination; regulation of gene expression; cell cycle
Molecular function (GO): ubiquitin protein ligase activity
Source: RefSeq, a predicted model, not a curated record
GCUUACAUUACUAAUUUUUGAUUGGACGAAACUUACAACAGAAAAUAGUACUAUUGGUGUAUUUGAUGUGUACAAUCAUUGUGAUUGGUUCGUGUAAAACAUAACCAAUAAAAUUAAAUUUCUCUGUGGGUGACAUCGAAGUAGUCAAACAAGGAGGAGGAAAUCAGGUCCAAAACGGUCCAAAGCAAAAUUGAAAGCCAAAUUACUGUACUAAAUUGAGCACCGUCCUCAUAUUAUUGAUGAGAUAUUUCUAUUAUGAACACAACAGCAUCGUUUCCUUCAGAACCUUCAUGGAGCCGACGCUGUUCAACAGAAACCGUUUUCAGUAUUCAAGGACAGGAAACUGAUAUUGUGCAAGACUCGAGUGACUCUGAGUUGGACAGCGAUGAGGACGUGGAGUACGAGCCCUACACCGCCAGCGAGGAGGAGGCGCCGAUAUCCGAGGCCACUUCGGGCCAGAGCGAUGCCGAGCUGAUCUCGACGACGGUGGUGUCGGUGGCGGCUCGCGACGACGACCUGCAGUUGGCCGACUCCGAGACAGGGUCGGCGGCGUCGGAGGCCGAGGGCCAGCUGCCGGCCUACCGAAGCUGUGCUCGCUGCCGAGCCGCCAACCACAACACGAGAUACCGAUACUGCGACAAGUGCUUCACGCUCCGAAAGAACUUCUUCCCGCCACGGCCGAGACGCAAGCUAAAACGGGAGACUUCCAGCCAAGAGGUCGUCACGCUUGCGCUGUCCCAGGACUCAGGCAUCGAGUCGCUCAACAGCCAGGAGCUGGCGUCCAGCCAGGAAGGCCCUGCUGGCAGCCAGGAAGGCCCCGCUGGCAGCCAGAAGGUCGCCCCCAACAAAGCCGGCGAGGGCCCCUCGAGGCUAGGUAAGCUCAAACGCCGAUCCGAAUCGGCCGACCGGUCCUACAAGCGGCCGAGGCUCAACUCCGGCUCGGAGUCCGAUCGAAACACCGACGAAGUCGAAGUCGCGCCCCUAGUUAAGACCGUGAGCGACCCGGCCGUGACGAUCGAGACGAUCGACUGCAAAUCCGAGAAGGACAACCUCUGUAUCAUAUGCCUCACGGAGCCGAAGUCCGGGGUGUUCGUGCACCGCCGCGUGGCCCACAUAUGCUGCUGUUACAACUGCGCCGUGAAGGUGUGGUCGAAAGCCCGGAGGUGUCCGAUUUGCAACUGCAAAGUGAGCAAUGUGCUCAAAGCGGUCGUGAUGUGAAAGGCGACGCCUGGCAGGAUGGACGCCGUUCUCACACAGCCUAGGGAAUUAACUCUGCCGACGAGCGGCUAUGAUCAAAAUGUAGUUACCAAAUUGUUAAAAAUAUACUGCUUCAUAGUAAUUCCAAUAUUCAACAUUUAUCUGAUCAGGACUUUUACCAUGUGCUAUUAUUAUUAAUCAUCAUAAUCAUUCCUGUUAAUAGAGUGGUGUUUUACUUCGUAUUGGUCUGCUAUAAUGACAUUAGGGCGUGUGUUGACGAGCCGGUUUUUACCCGGUCCUGCGUCGGGCCGGUACCGGUAAUGGCGUACACAACACAUGCACUUACCGGCUCCAGUUCGAUACCGGACUGGGUAGAAACCGGCUCGUCAACACUUGCCCUAAUAACUAUUAGGUCUAGUUCAAAACUUGGCAACACCCACGGCAUUACUCGUCGCCCUUUGGAGGCCUCCGUGAUCAGCAGCUUCGCUCCAUUCUGCAGUGUAGCCUGGCCCAGAGCUUAGUUCAAGUGUCUUUAGGAUUUGUUGCUUUCAACAUCCAUUCGUCUUCACCACAUCUUACAUUUCAGGAAAAUAGUCUUGUACAAAUAAAUGUGCACAUGGUAUAAAUCUCGUAUAAAUAUUCUUCAACUCACAACUUAUAAUUUCUAAUUUUGGCUGUGUGAUAAUGGUGUCUGCUAUGAAAUAAUUAAGCGAUUGAUAUUAUCAUCAAGCCGGGAUAAUCAUUCUUCCCAUACUUAAGUCGAGAUUAGCUUAUUGUCUGAACUAAAUCUAUAUUAGUUAAAUUCGAACGAUCCGAAACGUAAAAUGCACUGUAUAUAAUAUUGUAUAUAGCCGCUUUGCAGAGUUAAUAUAUUCGUAUAAUAAUGAUUAGGUUAGGUUUCGUAUGGAUUAAGUAGGACGGAUCUCAGGUCUGUAAAAAUUGCCAAAAGUUUCGAUGAGUACCUAGUUUACAUUAAUAUGUGCUGUAAAAAUAAUAUUAACUACUAAUGAUACUCAUUGAAUUAAUUAGUCUUUUAAAUGAGAUAUGAAACUGGGUGACAGAGCUAAAAAAAAUAACUAUCUGUGCCAGGUUAAUAGGAUACAUACAAAAAUUACUGAGAUCCAAAGAAAAUUUGAAUGAAGGCCGUUAAUUUAAUACAAACUGUCGACUUAUAAGUUCACAUAUUAUUUAAUAGAAGUAUAGUUGUUUUAGUGGCAAAGUAGCACUCGUAGAAUACAUUUCUUUCGUCCAAUCUUCUGCCUGAUUUAAUACAUUUCAAAACUAAGAAAUUACUUCAGCUAGAAACUAGAUGACAGGGCAAAUGAAGACUUUACUAGUAAAUGAAUAGUUGUGAAGUAGUGAGCAAGCUUGCGAUUAUAUUAUAUGUUUUGCUAUUGCAAGUAAUAUUCUAGUUAGGUGCAAGAAUCGCCACAGUGUUGCGAUCUCUUCUUAUAAUUUCUGAUAG